Molecule: messenger RNA, 402 nt
Organism: Salvia splendens (bonfire salvia)
Lineage: Eukaryota; Viridiplantae; Streptophyta; Magnoliopsida; Lamiales; Lamiaceae
Source: the annotation of a RefSeq genome assembly
AUGACUUUAAAUCUUUGUGUACUGACCCCUAAUCGAAUUGUUUGGGAUUCAGAAGUGAAAGAAAUCAUUUUAUCUACAAAUAGUGGUCAAAUUGGCGUAUUACCAAAUCAUGCUCCUAUUGCUACAGCUGUAGAUAUAGGGAUUUUGAGAAUACGCCUUAAGGACCAAUGGUUAACGAUGGCUCUGAUGGGCGGUUUUGCUAGAAUAGGCAAUAAUGAGAUCACUGUUUUAGUAAAUGAUGCGGAAAAGGGUAGUGAUAUUGAUCCACAAGAAGCUCAGGAAACUCUUAAAAUAGCAGAAGCUAGUUUGAGAAAAGCUGAAGGAAAGAGACAAAUAAUUGAGGCAAAUCUAGCUCUCCGACGAGCUAGGACAAGAGUCGAGGCUGUCAGUGCAAUUUCAUAA